AACAUGACAGCAAGUGCUCAGUCAUAGGAGCUCUUGGACGAGCUGACACACACUGCAGUGCUAAUAGAGCAGUGCUACUGGAAUAUUCCAGGGCAGCGUAUAAAAGCCUCAGGUCUUGUUCACUGGGACAGAAGCACAGGAGAACUCGACCAGCUCAACACAGCACCGAAAAUCCACCAAAGAUGCUUUGCCCAAGCACAUUUCAGCCUCACCUCAGCCCAUUCAUGGACUUCCACUGGCCAGUGCGCAGUCUGUGGCCAGAGACCAGACCCCUGUUCUUUCAGAUCGAGAAAGAAAUGAUGAGACACAUGCAGGAGAUGAGGCAAAACCUGGAGUUCAUGGAACGCCUGCACCAAAGGAUUUUCGACGAGAUUGACCAUGUUCCACCCAUGACGACUUUCAAACCCAUCUCAUUCCAGCUCAGAAAGGAAGGAAGCCAAUAUGCACUGACACUAGAUACAAAGGAUUUCACUCCGGAGGACCUGUCCGUCAAACAAGUGGGCAGGAAGUUGCGUGUGAGCGGCAAAACAGAGAAGAAGCAAGACGACGGGAAAGGAUCCUUCUCGUACAGAUGCCAAGAAUUCAGGCAGGAGUUUGACCUUCCUGAAGGCGUGAAUCCUGAGAUGGUGACCUGCUCUUUAAAUAAUGGCCAGCUACAGAUACAAGCACCCAAAGAAGCCAAUUCUGUGAGCAACGAGAGAGUGAUUCCCAUUACAUGCACUCCUGCUGUGAAAAGUCCUGUUCCUCAGAGCCCUCAACCUGAGAACCAAGCAGCUGAGGCAGACGCUACAGAUGUCUGAGCUUUGCCUCUAUGAAUACAAUAUAACCCACAACGGAACAAAUGACUCUAUGGAACAUAAAUGUAAAAGAAUCAAAUUUGUCAGAGAUCAUUAUUGGUCCUACAUUUUGUGGAAUUGUAUUAACAUUUUGUUAAUUGUAUUGUGAUUCAGAAGAGAAGCUGGCUGUUUCAUUUCAAUAUUUGUUUUUAUUAAACUGUUUAAUUUUA
Messenger RNA from Cyprinus carpio (common carp), 1006 nucleotides. RefSeq names its product heat shock protein, alpha-crystallin-related, b9-like. Gene Ontology annotation, biological process: response to heat; protein refolding. Gene Ontology annotation, molecular function: protein folding chaperone. The record is from RefSeq and is a predicted model, not a curated record. NCBI's taxonomy places the organism in Eukaryota, Metazoa, Chordata, Actinopteri, Cypriniformes, Cyprinidae.